UUUCAAUUAGCAAGACCUAGGUAGCUGUUCUUCAACACAAUGACUUUGACUCCAAAAACGGUAAGAAUUGCGGAUCGGUACGAGUGCCAGGAGGAUGAAAUUCCACGCACACUUUAUCGCGUUCAGUAUGACCAAAGCAUGUCACUCCGAGCACGGGCAAACCCAGUUUUCACCUCCAGAGCGCACUUCAAGAGUGCCGUCGAGGACCAUCUCGUUUGGGGCAAUCGUGAGCCAUCUCCUUUCGUCUCGACAUUCGCGCAUCGCCAGCACGCAAUGAACUGGGCCAACAGUCAGUGUCAGCGUGCAGAGCAAGUGUCGCUCCUGGAACUCGAUGCAUCUCAACUGGACCGGAUCUUCAGUGUUCGGGAUUUGGUGAACUACAGAAAUGUCCACACUAAUCUACCCGAAAGUAUGUACGAAGAUGAAUACCUCGUCUUGGGUAAGAUCCGGCGCCGAAGCAUUGUCGAGAGAAUCGUGGUGUCUCCAAGAUAUGAAUUGGAGGAUCUAGCUCAGGCUUUUAAUGGUUUAGCAGUCUGAAGUUCUCGACAGUGAACUUCCGUAAGUAAUUUGAAUACGAUCGUAUUGUUUAUGGACUCAUUUACGU
Molecule: messenger RNA, 604 nt
Organism: Phytophthora nicotianae INRA-310
Lineage: Eukaryota; Oomycota; Peronosporomycetes; Peronosporales; Peronosporaceae
Exons: 1
Coding region: 40-537 (165 amino acids)
Source: RefSeq, a predicted model, not a curated record